Messenger RNA from Pyricularia oryzae 70-15, 168 nucleotides. RefSeq lists its product as uncharacterized. The coding region runs from base 1 to 168 and encodes 55 amino acids. The record is from RefSeq and is a predicted model, not a curated record. The transcript is spliced from 4 exons. Lineage: Eukaryota; Fungi; Ascomycota; Sordariomycetes; Magnaporthales; Pyriculariaceae.
AUGCCCUCCAUCCCACACCGCCUGCAUCGGUUCCUCGCGCAUCCGGCGCGGGAAGCCCCCAACUCGCCCGUUCAGAUACCAUACCCGGAUCCGGAAUCGGCUGCCGAGCCGGUCACUACGCUUGCUGGCUCUGGCCCCCGAAGACAGGGCUACUGGCGUUUUCUCUGA